Scleropages formosus (Asian bonytongue) is the source of this 2354-nucleotide messenger RNA. RefSeq names its product bone morphogenetic protein 4 (gene bmp4). Lineage: Eukaryota; Metazoa; Chordata; Actinopteri; Osteoglossiformes; Osteoglossidae. The coding region runs from base 517 to 1716 and encodes 399 amino acids. Gene Ontology annotation, molecular function: cytokine activity; growth factor activity. Gene Ontology annotation, cellular component: extracellular region. The transcript is spliced from 4 exons. The record is from RefSeq and is a predicted model, not a curated record.
GGAAGCAGGGAGGUUAACUUGGGCGGACGCAUAAGAGUCCGCGGAGCUGCCGAUGCCUGCGCAGAGCGGGGCUUCGCUGUGCAGCGCGCAGCCAGAGAUACGCAUACGGACGCGGUGCGGGAGACGGGAGGAGGCGCGAGACGCGAGGCAGGAGCCCCGGCGCGCGUCGCUCACGCGCUCAUGAUCCGCUGCCGCUCGGACGGGUCGCCGGGCGGACCUUCACCGACAUGGUGACACCUCGCUGAGCCCUACGCGAAUCUAAACUGGACUUUGGGGGGGGGGGGGGAGCUCCGCUCUUUUGCCCCGUUGGUUUGUCACGUUUAAUUUGCCGCUGCGCUGCUGGUGCUGGAGGACAAAGUGUGGAGCGACACUAAAUGACUAAUGGAACAGUAUCACCUCAAGAUCCUCAAGCAGCCCCCUUUGAGUACGUAAUACAUUCCAACAAGAAACGCAUCCAUCAUAUGAUCCCAAGAAACAUGGACUGUUUUCCCAUGCUUUAUUUUCUGUCAAGACAUCAUGAUUCCUGGUAAUCGAAUGCUGAUGGUCAUUUUAUUAUGCCAAGUCGUACUGGAAGAAAGCAGCCAUGCUAGUCUAAUACCCGAGGAAGGGAAGAAGAAAGUGUUGGGUCUGCAAGGUCGUCAGAGCCAUGAGUUGCUGGAGGACUUUGAGGCCACACUCCUCCGUAUGUUUGGGCUGCAGAGGCGGCCGCGGCCCAGCAGCUCGGCCGUGGUACCCCAGUACAUGAUGGAUCUGUACAGACUGCAGUCUGGAGAGGCAGAGGAGACGGGAAUCUAUGACACCGCCUUCGAAUACCCUGAGAGGUCCGCCAGCCGUGCCAACACUGUGAGGGGAUUCCACCACGAAGAGCACAUGGAACAGGUGGACCUUGGUGGCCAAGAAGUUGGGAACCUGCCUUUUAGGUUCAUCUUCAACCUCAGCAGUAUCCCAGAAGAUGAGCUGUUGUCAUCAGCAGAGCUGCGCUUGUACCGGCAGCGGAUCGACAAGCCGAUGCCGCAUUCGGAUGACGAAGGCCUCCAUCGGAUUAACGUGUAUGAGGUGCUGAAGCCUCUGCAGGCCGGACAGCUUAUCACAAGGCUCCUGGAUACGCGGCUGGUGCGCCAUAACGCCUCCCGCUGGGAGAGCUUUGACGUGAGCCCUGCUGUACUGCGCUGGACACGGGACAGACUGCCCAAUCACGGGUUGGCUGUGGAAGUCUUACACCUCCACCGUACGCCCUAUCAACAGGGCCGCCACGUGCGUAUCAGUCGCUCUCUGCACCAAGUUCCGGGAGAAGACUGGAACCAGCUGAGGCCGCUCCUGGUCACCUUUGGCCAUGACGGCAAGGGUCACCCACUAACCCGCCGGACCAAGCGCAGCUCCAAACAGCGGGGUCGUAAGCGAAACCGCAAUUGCCGUCGGCACUCUCUAUAUGUGGACUUCAGCGAUGUGGGCUGGAAUGACUGGAUAGUGGCGCCUCCUGGCUACCAGGCCUUCUACUGUCAUGGGGAGUGCCCGUUUCCUCUAGCAGACCACCUGAACUCCACUAACCAUGCCAUUGUGCAGACACUGGUAAAUUCGGUGAACACCAACAUCCCGAAGGCCUGCUGCGUGCCCACAGAGCUUAGCGCCAUCUCCAUGCUCUACCUGGACGAGCAUGACAAGGUGGUCCUCAAGAACUACCAAGAGAUGGUGGUUGAGGGCUGUGGAUGCCGCUAAUAAUAACAUGGAAAAAAAAAAAAACUUCUGCUGUCCGAAAUGAUACACAAAAUGUCUUGCCUUGGACCCUUAUUUAUAACUUUUUGUGUUGAGGUGUAUGUUUGUCUGUUUUUUAUUCUUUGACAAUAUGAUCAUAUAUUUUGACUAUAUUUAUAACAACAUAUUAAAAAUGAGUCAUUAUUUUACACAAGUAAAUAAAGAGCUGUACAACUUUUCAUAAUGUAUAGUAGAUUAUAAGUUUUUUAAGAUGAGAAAAUAGUAAACAAAUCUAAAAAUUAAAGUUUAUAUACUGGUAAUAUUUAUUGCUUCCAUGUAUACAUGAUAAAAAUAAAUAGGUGAAUAAAUAGCUUCUACCAUCAUAUUUGAGCAGAUGUGAACAAAACAUGACACACCCUUAAUAAGUACUUAAAUAUGAGCACUGUGUGAAUUGAUCACAAAGCAGGGAACGUAUUUCAAAUCAUCUCAAGUAGUCAAGAUUGUAGUCGAUCACUCAGUAUUGAUUAUUGUCCAAUGAUGUUUGUGUCCUGAAAAAAAAAUCAGGAUAAAGUUUCAGUGCCUUCCAAGAAACUGUAAAAGCACAUCUAUUGUUUGAUAAAAUAUCCAUCGCCCUGUAUUUUGUGGUUUUGGUUUUAACUUAA